Mugil cephalus (flathead mullet) is the source of this 4712-nucleotide messenger RNA. It is a transcript of the gene drd3, whose product is annotated as dopamine receptor D3. The transcript has 8 exons. NCBI's taxonomy places the organism in Eukaryota, Metazoa, Chordata, Actinopteri, Mugiliformes, Mugilidae. Gene Ontology annotation, biological process: adenylate cyclase-activating adrenergic receptor signaling pathway. Gene Ontology annotation, cellular component: membrane. Gene Ontology annotation, molecular function: dopamine neurotransmitter receptor activity, coupled via Gi/Go; G protein-coupled receptor activity. The coding region runs from base 534 to 1907 and encodes 457 amino acids. The record is from RefSeq and is a predicted model, not a curated record.
CAGACUGGUUCAGGGUCAUAGAGAGGAUUGCAGCCAAGGGACAAGGACUUCUAACCAAAAUGUGCGCAGGUGCAAUAACUUAUCUCGUAAAAUGAACGCAGUCCAAACAGAUAUUUUGUGUGCUUGCAAUCACUGGUCACUGUUGCUCGCCACGGCGUCGCUAAAUGCCCAGAGGGAGACACCUGACGUCUCCGCCACGUACACGCGCCUGCGGUGGGGAUGCAAAAUCAAAGUGCAAAAGAGCUGAACGGGUGUUCACUGCCGUCACAGAGCCACGCAGGGCUGAGGGAAAGCGAGUUACGUUGGUGGUUCACUUGUGAGCUUCUCGCACUCGCAUUCGCCUGCGCGCAGUGGCGCCGUGCGCUCCUCGAUCCGGCUCUUUUCGCUCCGCUCCGCGCUUGGAUGCAAUGACCGGACAACUUUUAACUCCGCUCUGAUGAUGCUAUUCCUCCAUGGCAUCUGAUGAAUUCUUCACCGGGAAUCAGUAAAAGGUUUGCCGCACAGCUCACCUCCCAUGUCCCCGGCGAGUCUCCAUGGCGAUGUUUAGCAGCGCAGAGCGGCUCUGGAACGAAUCGGACCACCUCGGAUGGGACGGGAGGAACGAGAGCUUGGAAGCACCUGGGCAGGACGAGGGGGAGCGCAACUAUUACGCCAUGCUGUACUCCCUGCUCAUUCUGGCCAUCGUGUUUGGGAACUUGUUGGUGUGUCUGGCUGUGCUGAGGGAGCGCUCUCUCCAAACCACCACCAACUACCUGGUGGUCAGCCUGGCUGUGGCUGACCUGCUGGUGGCCUCUUUGGUCAUGCCCUGGGCGGUGUACCUGGAGGUGGUCGGCGGCGCCUGGCUUUUCAGCCGGCUCUACUGUAACAUCUUUGUCACGCUGGAUGUGAUGAUGUGCACCGCCAGUAUCCUCAACCUGUGUGCCAUCAGCAUUGACAGAUAUACCGCAGUAGUGAUGCCUGUCCUGUACAACACCACCCAUCGCUCCAGGAAGAGGGUCUUUGCGAUGAUUGCCACCGUCUGGGUCCUGGCCUUCGCCGUCUCCUGCCCGCUGCUGUUUGGCUUCAACACCACAGACGACCCGAUGGUGUGCUCCAUCUCCAACCCUGACUUUGUGAUCUACUCCUCUGUGGUGUCCUUCUACCUGCCGUUUAUUGUCACUCUGCUCGUCUACAUCCGCAUCUACGUCUUCCUCAGGAUGAGGCGGAAGAGGAUCAACUUUGGACAGCCUAGCGGAAAAGUACAGCCCGGUUCCACCCCUCCAUCUGUGGAGACCUGUCUGCAAGAAGAGACGCCCAAGGCGAAGCAAGACUUGUCACCUAUACGAAUUAAAGUGGAGAGCACAGAACUAUCGGGUCCGUCCAAGCCCACCCUGCUCUCAGGAUGCCUGUGGCGCAAACGCCCGAAGACGGGGCCGGUGGAGAACUCGAUGCUGCCCCCGGUGGACACGCAGAACUACUGCAGCAUCAGCCACGCCUCCUGCGGCCGCACCGAGCUGGACCUGGAGCAGGAGCGCGGGGAGCAAGGCCCGGAGGAGAACAACCAGAUCGAGCUUCCUCCCGUCAGGAUGAGCUGCGAGGUCAAAGAUCUCUCCAACGGGCGAACGCACACGGCGCUGAGGCCGAUAUCCAACUCUCUGAUCAACAGCUCGCGGUUCAGGAGCAUGCACGCACGGGAGAAAAAGGCCACUCAGAUGCUGGCCAUUGUGCUCGGGGUGUUUCUCAUCUGCUGGCUGCCUUUCUUUGUGACUCACAUUCUGAACACCCACUGCAGGACGUGCUACGUGCCUCCUGAACUUUACAGCGCUUUCACGUGGCUGGGGUACGUCAACAGCGCCCUCAACCCCAUCAUCUACACCACCUUCAACAUCGAGUUCAGGCGGGCCUUCAUCAAGAUCCUCAGCUGCUGAGGACGGGAUGUUAAAAAUUGAGGAAAUGAGGCCGUGCACUCGUGCUACAACUCAGGCGUGGCCCAUCCAGCAAAACGGCGACCACGGGGGGGGGGGGGGACACCGGUCGCCGUCACAGGAACCAUUCAGGAGUUUUACAGUAUACGUGGACCGACGCUGUGCUGUGCAAUAAAUGCAAACAAGAGAGGAUUUUUACUUUUCUGACUGUUUCGAAGACUGAAACUUUUAUUUCUCAACAGGGCUGGGAUUCCAUUUGAACAGUAUUACUCCUCAAAUGAGACUCUUUUUUUUUUUGUUUUUUUUUUGUUACAGUCUCAGUGAUAGCGCAGGUUUUCAUGUCUUUCAUGUACAGUACGUGUACCUCUCACUGGCACACUCCUCAGUUCAGGAAUUUCAGGUCAAUGUAAGUUUUAAAAAAAAAACGCUGUGGAGCCAAAAUGGAACUAUAAAAAGCCAAUAAUUUAAUCUCAGAGCUGCGGACCACUGCCACCGCCCGUUGUGGAUUAAAUAAUGGUGAUAACAUCCCCCUCCCGUUCCUUCCUUCCCCACCACGGCCGUCAGUAACUCACCAGCGCACGUCAAAACUGACCCGCCGGAGAAAUCGUAUCGGUCCUCGUCAAGACGCCAUUUUAAAGAUAUAUUAAUUAUGUGGAGGCAUUGUGCUCAUUGUUGGUUCGUUAGGAUUAAAAAAAAAAAAUAUGUGUGUUGUUAAUGCACAGUGGAAGCAUUCUCAGUGUUUUUUUUUUUUCAAAGGGGACUGUCUCUUUAUUGGCAAACGUUCCCGUGAUUUAAAGCUGCCUGCUGGGCUGUUCGGAUGCAGGCAGGAGCUUUUGUGAUCUUAACAAAUCAAACAGGAUUGUAAUCUACGUGGUAGGCCGGUCUGGCAUGGACAGAGUAUUUACUGCAAUGUGUUGUAAAUAAUAAAAAAAAUAAUAAAAAAUCCAGGCUCGUGUAUGUACAUGUGUACAUCCGAGCGCUGCCUGUGACGAAAGAUGCCCCGAAGAACGUAGAGGAGCCUACGUGAUAUUUGCAGGACGAAUGUGGCGAGACGAAAAACAAGAGAAGGAGAUAAGAGGCAGCGCGAGAGUUGAGCGGUGAAACCAGAAAAGGGAAAAAAUUAACCGAAGGAGCAAGGAUCAAAGAUGAGACUGUAGGAGGAAAACAAUAAAAGGUAGAUGGAUGCUUAGUCGCUGAGGGAGGAAGGAAAGUAAAGGGGGUCUUUCUCAGCCUGCCUACCUCUCAGGCUCUCUUAUUUCUCUCAGAGGCACAAACACCUGCUCCCCUGACACUUUGUGCCAUUGCGUCGACUCAGCCUCGUUCCACUGAAACUGCUUAUGAUGAUGACGCACCAGGUGUGUAUGUAUGUGUGCGAGCGCUCCCCCCCUUUUUUUUUUCUUUUCUUCAUGGAUCUUUGCAUCGCAGUGUGGAACAUCCACGUCGUGAACAUCGUAACGCAAAUGUCAAUGAACCACGGCAUUAAUUUAUGUUUUCCCUCUAUAUAUAUAUAUAUAUACAUAUAUAUUAAAAACAAAAUAGCGUGGAGAAAUAAAUGCUUAUCUACAAGGCUGCAACCACGACAUAAAACAAGCUGAGGCUGAGUGAUGAUCAGAUGAGGGGGUUUGCUCUUGUGUUCUUUAAUUGAAUUUGAAUAUGAAUCGAGUUAAUUAAAGAUACAUGUACUUAUGGAUUGUUUCCUGUGAUUCAGAGGCAAGGACAAAAACACUAAUUUAUGUCAUCCGGCGUAAAACAUAAAAGGCCCUGCAUUCAUUCAGAGGCUGCCGUGUUCAUCACAUGCGACGGUGUGAAAAGGUAAAAGGAAAUUGCGCAUAUUAAGGGGCGUCGAUGCUCGUCUUUAUCGGGAGCGACGCUUAAAAAAUGUUUCACGUGUCCUUAAAUGCUGCCAGAGGAAAGGUUACAGGGUCAUUACAAACAAAAGAGUUUCGCCCCCUUUGGGAUUAUGUAUGUGCUCAUCCAAUUUCAUGGCAAUCUGUUUUUACAUUGAAAGACGUCUUGUGUGUUGACAUGUUGUCCUGGAGGCAAUGCAAGGCUAAUGUAGAGCUCAGUGUCUACUGUUGGGUGGAAGACAUCUAUUCUGACGCCAGUUGCGUUUGAGUGGACAGUAUUUCUGGGAGGUAAACACCAAUCAGCCACAACAUUAAAACCACUGACCGGUGACGCGAAUGACACUGAGAAACUUUUAGAGAUGUUACAGUAGAUAAAUCUAAAAGAAAUUAUCGCUAACUAUUUUUUCCAGCAAAUUUCUCAGCGUGACAUCAUUUGGAAAGAAAUUAAAACCUUGGUUCCAUACAUGUCAGGCACGCAGGUGCAGGGGCGAAACGCUCACCCCUUCAUGGUCGAGGUUCAGGUUCAGUCGUAAUCUCCGACAGUGUUCAAAGCACACGCUGCCGUGCUCCUGCUGGUUCGUGUAGCCGCCUCAGUGCAGCUGAGCUCGCUGCUGGGGAUUUGAAGCAAAGCCCUGCGCAAUCUAAAGAGUUUUCUGUCAGGUCUUUGAAUGGCGUGGCUGGUACGUGCGAAAGACUCGAGGGGACUAAUGCGGAAAGCUGAAUCGGUCUGAUUAACAGACGAUAGUGCAUUUACAGUGCUGUGAAUGGGGCCGCCUUGAAAAUGUACAUUUUAUGACAAGGAGGAAUGUAACUGCAGUGCUGUUCAAGCAAAUGCAUCAGUCAAAAGCGGUACAUGACAAAGACGUCAUUCUGUCGAGCUUAUAGUCAGUUGUGAGAGUUAAGCAAAGUUUCUUUUUUUUCUUAAUUUUGACAAAAGAAAAUAAAAUAAUUUUUCAUUUAA